UAUUAUAAUUUAUAUGGCCACACAUCCCUUUUUUGCAAUGUGAUUGUGGAAGGCUCAAAUUUGGACUUAUCGUAAAUUUUUACUAAAAGCCACUAAAUAUUUUCUUCCCAUUUUUAUUAACCGUUUAUUAAUUAACUCAGUUCGUCGUAAAAACUCAUAUAGUCACUGUCAUGUUCCAUUUGGAAAGUGAUUAAUACUGAACACCAAGAUGUCGGUGAUACUCUUCUACGAUUUUGACAAGAAAAUAUUUGUAUAGGAAAGGCUUUUGUGUAAUUCAUAUGAGCUUAACAUCUUUGAAUGUGUAAAUAAUAUAUAGAUAGAUAAACUGCAAGAUGAGUCAGCUCGCCGAUGAAAAUGUACAGAAUAUAAGAAGCAAUCAAAAGUGUUCGAAUGUGAAAAACAAAACUAAAAAGUCCAAAGAUCCUUCUGUAGUUGCCGAUGAAGAACGUAUAAAAGUAAGUGAAGAGAAAUUAAGCGAAGUGUUAACUAAUGCACUGAAUAUAAAUCAUCACAAUAACCUUACGAAUGGUACUAGCGAACAUUCAAAGUGUGAUAUUCUGAAAUCUAAUUUAGAACCAUUAGCACAAGAAUCAGCUCCAUGUAAAGAAACUUGUGUAAAUAGUGUACAUUGUAGUGAUUUAUCUCAAAAAACAGAAAAUCAUGAAAAUGGUUCUUCUGAACAUGAAGACAGUAGAUGUUCUGCAGAGGAAAUAUUGAAACAUAAUGAGAAUUGUCAGCAACAGCAGCAAGAGAAUCAUGGUGACAUUGCUAUAAUAUCAUAUGAAUCAGAAUUACAAAUGCCAGAAAUUAUGAGACUUAUACAAAAGGACUUGUCUGAACCAUAUUCUAUCUACACUUAUAGAUAUUUUAUACAUAAUUGGCCUAAGUUGUGCUUUUUGGCAAUUCAUGAAGGGAAGUGCAUAGGUGCCAUUGUUUGUAAGUUAGACAUGCAUCGCAAUGUUGUAAAGAGAGGUUACAUUGCUAUGUUGGCAGUUGAUAAGAGAUAUAGGAAAAGGGGGAUUGGUUCAAGACUUGUCCAAAAAGCAAUACAGGUUAUGAUUAAUGACAAUGCUGAUGAAGUUGUAUUAGAAACAGAAAUCACUAACAAGCCUGCACUCAAACUAUAUGAGAAUCUGGGCUUUGUGAGAGACAAGCGCUUAUUUCGAUAUUAUCUUAAUGGAGUAGAUGCAUUGCGAUUGAAACUUUGGCUGAGGUGAAAUUCAUAGUCAUCCUUUGGGAUCUCUUAUAUGUUGUGUUGUAUGAACACUGCUGUUUCAGGUCAAUAUAUGUUAACAAUACACUGUUAUUUAUAUUGAUACCUAUUACAUCUGCCAUCUGGAUUUUAGCCAAAAAUAUUUUAAUACAAUUUUUUAUUUUAUUAGUCAUGUGGUUUGUUUUCUUUUUGUAUUUUUAUGUUUAUAAAAUUGUUAAUUAAAGUGUCUGUAUUUCUUUGAUGUUUUAUCUCAAUUAUAUAUAAAUUAUAUCUGAUAAAUUACCCUAUAUGAAAAUACACAACUUUGAAGAAUC
This is a messenger RNA of Zerene cesonia (dogface butterfly), 1527 nucleotides long. Its product is annotated as N-alpha-acetyltransferase 30-like. Bases 333 to 1217 code for a protein of 294 amino acids. The transcript is spliced from 2 exons. Gene Ontology annotation, biological process: N-terminal peptidyl-methionine acetylation. The record is from RefSeq and is a predicted model, not a curated record. Gene Ontology annotation, cellular component: NatC complex. NCBI's taxonomy places the organism in Eukaryota, Metazoa, Arthropoda, Insecta, Lepidoptera, Pieridae. Gene Ontology annotation, molecular function: protein-N-terminal amino-acid acetyltransferase activity.